AUGGCACGUCACAUUGUACAAUUAUGUCGUUUCAUUUCCGAUCACUCACUUGAUGUCCCUCCCAUGGGCGCCGAGGAGCAUGCUACUCUCUUGAAAAUUUUGGCUUACCAGCGGAUCCCUUCUACGAUUCUGAGCAAGGAGCUCAGGCCUGACCUCUCUAUGAACGACAAUCUUUCGGCAAAUCAUUCCCAGUGGGCUGAUCAGUCUGAUGCCAGUGCCAAUGUGACGGACACUCUACCAGCAGCCAAUCCAUCGUCCGUCUCAGCCUGGAGCAACGGCACGUCAGCACAGUGGAGCCAAACCAACCCAGUGACUGGAUCAAAUAUUAUUGGAGAUUCAACCGAAUCGCGACUUGGAGGUUGGCCGGACCAGGAAGAGUCGACUUCCGGCGCACUCCCCCGGAAUAUCUGGAAUUGGGAUCCAGGUGAGGAUGCAAACGUCAGCUCUCAGCCCUUUCCACGCUUCGAAGAAGAUGCGGGAGCGGAGAUCCCGUCCUUGGAUAUGUCAGAUCUGGAGCAGGCGCAUACUUCUCAAGAGCCACAGAGCUGCACUAACACACAGUAUGAGGAAGGUCACAGCGGUGCCGACAACACCGAGGCUCUCGUCGAUCAACUCUCCGAGAGAAUCGGGUCUUUGCAAAUUGAGCCUGGAGGGCACAUCCGUUACUAUGGACCAACUUCAAACUUCAAACUCGUCAAAAUGCCGAUUCCGAGCAACACAUUUACUUUGCAUCGCACGGUUCGAAAUGACGGCCAGGACUAUCUGAACCGUCUCGAUUUGGGAAAGGAAGUGCCGCCGGCUUUGGAAGACCACUUGGUUAGUCUCUACUUCGCUUGGCAGGACCCAGCUCUCCAUGUCGUGAACAGGGACAUGUUUGAAGCGAGCAAGGCAAGCUGGAGAGAAAUGAAUGACGUACCCUACUACUCCGAGGCCCUGCAUAAUGCAAUAUGUUUUUUGUGGGGAACUUAUGUCAUUGACCAGACUCGCGGUUUUCAUCUGGGCAGGCCGUUACGCAUCAAUAUGGAGGGUGCCACCGUCUCAAAGCCAAGCACUGCAGCAUAUGCUGAUGAACAGUGGACUCCAUAUGUUUCUCCCGGAUCCAAGGACCAGCGUGUUCUCUUACCUGACCACGCCAAAGAGCUACACCGGCAACGAGUUAUAUUGGCCGAAAUCAUGGCGCCUGUUGGUGACCCCUUAUAUGGAAAUUUGAAGAUUUCGAUCAAGAAACUUCAAGAAAUAAAUGCAGACACUGUGGCACGACUUCUGAAGUGGAAGAAUGACCUCCCACCCGCCCUGCGCGUCGACCUGGACGAUUCACAGACAUGUUACCUUCCCCAUGUCUUGCUUUUACACAUGCUGUAUUAUCAAAACAUAAUCCACGCCCAUCGGCCAUACAUGUCCAGAACCUACGUCCAGCCCUUCCCUCCUCAAGGACCAGGAUCGGAUCAUGCCCGAAUGAUGUGCAUGGAGUCAGCGUCAUCGAUAGCGAAGCUGCUCCAACUCUACGAGAUUGGCUACGCCCUCCGCCGAAUCAACGUCCAGGCCGUCGGCAUCGUCUGCUCGGCGGCGCUGCUGCUGAUUUUCGCAAACGUCACCCGCUACUAUCGAGACGGUGCCAACCAGACGGAACUAUACCUCAGCACCUGCUUCCGCGCGCUGGAGGAGUUCGGAACGUCGUGGGAGAGUGCCAAGAGGGCCCGGGAUUUCCUCCUGCUGCUGCUGCGGCAGUGGGAGCUGCGAGGCCGUUCCGCGCGGGCAGCGCGUCGUCGGGCACCGUCGUCUUCUUCUAUCGCCGCGGCCGCGGAGGGGCCGAGGAAGCGGACUCGGACCUCGGAUCUUUUGGAUAAUUCGGAAAUGGAGGACCAACUAUCCCGCAUGCUGUCUGCUACGACGCACGGCGUUAGCGAUUCGUUCGACAUGGAGAUGGGCUUGGGCUUCGACUGGAGUUGA
Molecule: messenger RNA, 1950 nt
Organism: Didymosphaeria variabile
Lineage: Eukaryota; Fungi; Ascomycota; Dothideomycetes; Pleosporales; Didymosphaeriaceae
Exons: 6
Coding region: 1-1950 (649 amino acids)
Source: RefSeq, a predicted model, not a curated record